Messenger RNA from Synchiropus splendidus (mandarinfish), 4612 nucleotides. RefSeq names its product zinc finger, FYVE domain containing 16 (gene zfyve16). Gene Ontology annotation, biological process: endosomal transport. The record is from RefSeq and is a predicted model, not a curated record. Bases 232 to 4197 code for a protein of 1321 amino acids. The transcript is spliced from 17 exons. Lineage: Eukaryota; Metazoa; Chordata; Actinopteri; Syngnathiformes; Callionymidae. Gene Ontology annotation, cellular component: early endosome membrane. Gene Ontology annotation, molecular function: metal ion binding.
CUCUCAGGUCGCGUGACUGCUCGUCAUGGCUGCCGCGUCUCCCUGAGAAACUCCCCCACCAGAGGAAUUCAUCAAACUUGCCCACAAUGCGUACUCACCUGCGGCGCUGACCGCUGAUCCCCGUCGGUCCACACGGAAAUCAAUAUUCCAGUUCGAGCCCGGGGCGAUAAUGAGGAAGUGAACACCGCCGUGCUUCUGCUCUCCUAUCAGGAUCGGCAGAGCCUGUCCAGGAUGGACAGCUUCUUCAAGGCGGCUGUGUGUGACCUGGACAAGCUGCUGGAUGACUUUGAGCUCAGCUCAGAUGAGCUUGGGUGCCGCCCAACGUUCCUGAAGCCGCCUGCCUACUUCUCUGACUCGUCUGUCACCCAGGGAAGCAUCCCUGACCUCAGCUCCCUUCAUUAUGGUUCUGCCUGCGUUCCGGCAGGUCAGAACAGCAUCCCUGAGGAUGGAGAGGACACGGGCCAGCCUCUCACUGGAGUGGACCUGCUCUCAUCUGUUGACCGAGUUGCAUCGCAGUGCGCCGCGCCUCCAUGCCCAGAUCGAGCACUGAAGCCAGUGUGCGACCUUGUGAAUGACGCCAGCUCUGCAAUACUGGUCCAGUCCGACAGCCAUGAUGCCUACUGUCAGCUGGAUGCUCAGAUGGAGGAGGAAGAGGGGCUGCUGGUGGACUUUGAUGCCCCGGUGCUGACCCUUCAGUGCCAGGCAGACGCGUCUGCAGAAAGGCUGCUGCCUCUGAAUCAGAAUGGAGCGGAGAAUGUUGGUGGAUUAUCAAACACGCUCAGUCUGCUGGAUGUCAUCCUUCCUGCAGCAAUGGAGUCAGGCUGUGAAUCACUCGUGGGCUCUGAGGGACCACCAGACUCCAGAGAGAGACCUGAAGAGGAGUAUGCAGAACUGGUCCAGAGACACCUGGAAGAAGAUUCUGUCCCUCCUCAUGGGGUUCCAGAUGGCCCGGUUAGUUCGGAGAGUGAAGUGUGUAUCGAUGAAGACCCACCUUUGGCUGGGGCUGAAGCUCCGGGACUAUCCUGUCUACCUCUGGCUGUCUCCAUGUGCGGCACGCUGACUGCACCCGAGGAGAGUGAGGAGACUGUCCCGGAGCAUGAAGAGAGUAAUUCUGGUUCAAAUGAGCUUGCUGACCUUGCUGCACCUCUUCAGCUGGCCCAGGUUCAGGUGACUCCAGACCAGCCUUCUCCUAAGCCCCCUGCUGAUUCUCCAACUCCUCCGACUCCUCCGGAUCCCACGAUGGCCCACCAUCCCCCCCACCAUUCUGAGAGCAGUCUGGUCCACCUGCCUGAGUUUGGUUUUGAGUAUCUCCCUGAGAGUGACCAGGCUGAGCUCCUUGUCACAGACGAGGAGCUCGACGCCUUUUUGCUGGCCCACAGUCAGUCUGGGCCAGACCAAGACUCCAGCGAGCCAGAUCAUGUGGUGGAGGAGGUCAUGUGUUGUAGUCACGCUGACCCAGAGGAUCUGGCUACUCCAGAAAGUGACAGAACCAUGUUUGUGCCCGUGGAGGGGACCAACCCGAGUGUUGCUCCUCCCUCGCUCUCUUUGGACGUUUGUCUGGCUGAAUCAGAAGCCGCCUCUCCCACCAGCACCCAGCUGUACAACAGAGGCUCUGAAGAGCCACCAUCACAUGGAGGUGCCAGGCCGAAACAGCUUAACUGCCAAAGCACACGAUCGCCACCCACAGGAGAGGAGGAAGACGAACAGGCUUGGGUCGGCGCGUCAGUGGACAGUCCUUCCCCAGGCACCCCUUCUGAUCUGCCUGCCUCAAUUCCUUCGAAUGCUGCUCAGGAAUGUCUAGAUUACUGCUGCGAUGAGCUGUCAGAGCCGCCUCCUUACCCUGGGGAGCCGGCCAAGUAUGGCUUCGGACCAGCGACCGCAAAGGAAGAAGAGCAGUUGGGCAGCAGGCAGCCAGCAUGGGUUCCUGAUGCUGACGCUCCAGCCUGCAUGAACUGUGAGCAGAGAUUCACCUUCACCAAGAGACGUCACCACUGCCGUGCCUGCGGGAAGGUCUACUGCGCGGUCUGCUGCAGCCGCAAGUGUAAGCUCAAGUACCUGGAGAAGGAGGCCAGGGUGUGCCUCACCUGUUUCGACACUAUUCACAGAGCUCAGGCCAUCGAGCGGAUGAUGAGUCCGACGGGUCCCAGUCCCAACCCCAACAUCCCGUCUGAGUACUGCAGCACCAUCCCGCCCCUGCAGCAGGCCCGCGCUGCCGGCACGCUCAACUCUCCUCCGCCCACCGUCAUGGUGCCAGUGUCCGUCCUCAAACACCCCACCAAUGAUGCGUGUCCGCGGGAACAAAAGCGGGUCUGGUUUGCGGAUGGAAUACUUCCCAACGGGGAAGUGGCCGACACGACCAAGCUGAGCAGCCGCCGGAGUUCGCAAGACUUGAGCGUCGGCACCGACCAGAAUGCUCCGGAGCUCCCAGGCACCGAUGUGUCCCCGUCCACCCCUGCAGCUGAGGUGGUCCGGCCAGCGUCAUCCGGACCAUGGGACUUCUCCCUGCUGUGUGGAAUCAGCGGCGCCGUCAGAAGAACUCCCAGUCUUCUGCCUGAUGAUGAGGACCAGCUCCCACCUCUGCUCCUGGUCACUAGAGAAGAUGGAGCUGGAGACGUGCUGGUGGAGGAGAGCCCGGCUCCCUGUCAGAUUCGACACUUGUUGGAGGAGGGCGGACCCCGACCGCUGACCUUCGUUCUCAAUGCCAACCUGCUGGUCAAUGUGAAGCUGGUCACAUACGGCAGUGGGACCUGCUGGUGUUUCGGCUCGGUGGGUCUCCAGGCUGUUGGUCAGAAGGAGCUGGUGUUCCUGCUGGAGUGUCUGCCUGAUGAGAGGACUCUGCCCAGAGACCUCUUCUCUCUGUGUCUCAGCGUCUACCAGGACGCUCUCCGAGGGAAGUUUGUGAACGAGUUAGACAACGUGACCUUCACCAGCAGCUUCUUGGGGAGCAAAGACCAUGCCGGGAUGGUCUUCUUCUCUCACACCUGCCAGCCACUGGAGGACCUGACCCUGCCUGAGCAGCCCUUCCUCUUUGGCCUGCUGGUCCAGAAGCUGGAAGUUCCGUGGGCCAAAGUCUUCCCGCUCAGACUGCUGCUGCGGCUCGGAGCGGAGUAUAACGUGUAUCCCACCACUCUGGUCAGUGUCCGCCACAGAGCCUCUGUGUACCGAGAGACUGGACACACCAUCAUGAACCUGCUGGCUGACCUCAGGAACUACCAGUAUAGCCUGUCAUCGGUCGAAGGUCUGCGGAUCCAUAUGGAGGUGGGUCACAUCUACAUCGAUGUGCCCAGGAGCAGCUUCCACGAGGUCCAGAAGGUGGUCAACUCCUCCAACGAGCACGUCAUCAGCAUUGGCGCCACUUUCAGCUCGCAGGCCGACUCCCACCUGGUCUGCUUCCAGAACCAGGACGGAGCAUACCAGACUCACGCCAGCAGUGUUCCCGGCAAGACCCGCACAGUGACAGGUGCCAGUUUCGUGGUCUUCAACGGAGCCCUGAAGGCCUCGUCAGGGUUCAUUGCCAAGUCCAGCAUCGUGGAAGAUGGGCUGAUGGUUCAGAUCCCUCCUGAGACCAUGGAGUCCCUGAGGGCGGCGUUGAGGGAGCAGACGGACUUCCACAUCCAGUGUGGCCGCAGCGACGGAGGAGAGGUGAAGGAGAACGUGACGGUCCGCUGGGUCAGCUGGUCCAAACCUGUCAACACCGGCAGGAAGAGUGCUGUGGACGGGAAACCGUUGGACGGAGCCGUUAGCGUCCGGGUGCAGCAGGAUGUGGAGUUUGAGUCCGACACUCGAGUGAUCCGCUGCACUGAGGUGAGUUCUGUUGGCUCUGUGCUAGCCGUCCUGCGCGCUGACUCGUCUGUCUGCCAGGUCUUUUACCAGUCCAGGUCUCCGGACUGCAGCCUGGCGUCUCUCCUGGCGACCUGCAGCGUCUUCCAGAAGGAGAUUGCUGUGGCGGCCUGCGGCGCUCUGACACCUCACCUGGCUGUGCUGACGGCCAGCGGCAUCAACUCACUGUCCCUGCGCAUCUGCACACAGCCAGACAUGGUGGAGUACGUGGCUGGCUCCGGCGGGCGCCUCCUCCCUCAGCGCUACAUGAACGAGCUGGAUGGUGCUCUAAUUCCUGUCAUCCACGGCGGGAAUGCCAGUGUUCCUCAGACUCAGCUGGACCUGGAGUUCUGCUUCUUCAUCACACACUCCCUUUAACGCCGGGCUGCCCUCGGACACUGUCACCCCACGUCUGUGUUCCCGCCUGGAGACCUGCGGCUCUCAAACGCCACCGAGAAUGUUUGACGGAUUCUGGAACUACUGAACCAGGUCUGUCCGAUUGUGCUGCGGGGCGUCACGAGUGGCCUGAGGCGUGUCCCCGGAGAGACAGAUACUGGCUAUCUGAGAUCUGACUGACGCUCACACAACACUCAGUUUUUAACCAGAAAACCAGAGUCAGGGUUGCUGUUGCUACCUGAACCCCUCUAGACCUUCAUGUGAGCAUGAGUUGGUGGCAGAGAAGUGCCCGGACCUUUGUUGUGUAGCAGAAAUUUAUUCACCGCACUUUUACCUCUGAAGAUUCUCUCCUUUAAAAUAAAACUGGAAUUUAUCAGGUUUUGCCGUCGCUCUGAUG